This is a messenger RNA of Prunus dulcis (almond), 1281 nucleotides long. RefSeq lists its product as uncharacterized. NCBI's taxonomy places the organism in Eukaryota, Viridiplantae, Streptophyta, Magnoliopsida, Rosales, Rosaceae. Bases 526 to 1149 code for a protein of 207 amino acids. The transcript is spliced from 5 exons. The record is from RefSeq and is a predicted model, not a curated record.
UUUGUGAAUUUUCUCAGCAACCAAACAGAGGUGAUUUUGCUGUAAAUGUCUGGUUGUUGGGAGAAGCAAUGAGAUAAGAAUAAUAAAAGUGAGACUUCACUCUGAGAAUGAUUUUUUAUUUUCCUAGUAUUGAGACUUUAGAAAUCCAAAUCUGAGCUCAAAUUGGACGUGCAACUAUUUGGUGUAGUUAAAUCGAUUUUGCUGGUUCUGGGAUGCUGACAUCACUGGUGAAAAAACAAAGAUCCAAAAGUGCAAUAUUUUGUUUUUGUUUUUGUUUCUUUUACCCUUAGCUUUCUGGAUGACCAAACAGGGACUUGAGGUUUUCGUCUGUAGCUCAAGCUUGUUCCUUUAACUUUGUUUUGGAAUCUUUGUACUCGGGUUUGCUUGUUUGUUAAGCGAGCUUGAAGUGAGUGAACAGGGAAACGUGUUGGUGGCUUUUUUAUUUGCCAUUCUUUGCUUCAAGCCUUAGGCAGUUGGUAAUUGUAUUCUUAGGGGUUUCCCUUUGGAUGGAAUUCUACAGAAAAUAUGUAUUCUAGGUGUUGUUUGUUGUCCCAGACGGAGAGAUGCUUUGGGAAGAAACCCUGCUGUUCAUUUUUUGUAUUCACUGGUGCUUGUUUUCGAGCUUUUAUGGCUCUACUUACGGAGAAAUUCAAAAGGAAAUGCGAGGCACUUUUCAGUAGCAGAGGCUGUCUUGGAUGCUGUACUGGUACCCAACCCCGACUACUUAUUGCGGUCGAUGAGCCAUCAAACAGACUGAGAAUUCAAGGUCGAUCGGCGAGGAAAAAUAGCAUAUCAGAGGACUUCUGGAGCACUAGCACUAUGGAAAUGGAGAACAGUGGAGUCCAGUCCCAGAAAAGCAUCUCUUCAGUGAGCACUUCAAACCGCAUUGAUUCCCAUGGUACUUCUGGCAGCACAAGCAAUACACCUGAAUUUGUAAAUCAUGGUCUUUUACUCUGGAACCAGACGAGGAGUCAGUGGCUUGCAAAUAGGUCUCAACACCAGACGCAACUUCGAGAACCUAGAAUAAGUUGGAAUGCCACUUAUGAGAGUUUACUUAGUACCAACAAGCCGUUUCGCCAACCGAUCCCUCUCCCUGAAAUGAUCGAUUUUCUUGUUGAUAUAUGGGAGCAAGAAGGUUUGUACGAUUGAUCCAGCAAAGCCAGAAAAACUUUCUUUUCUUUAGCUUUUCUUGCCCAGCUUUGUAAAUUUACGCAAGUCUUUGAAUCUUUGAUACUGAUGCUUGCUUACAUAUCAAUUUGCUAUGUUAGAUACAUUUGAGCU